Mya arenaria is the source of this 2813-nucleotide messenger RNA. RefSeq names its product intermembrane lipid transfer protein VPS13D-like. The record is from RefSeq and is a predicted model, not a curated record. Gene Ontology annotation, biological process: protein retention in Golgi apparatus; protein targeting to vacuole; mitochondrion organization. Bases 168 to 2603 code for a protein of 811 amino acids. Gene Ontology annotation, cellular component: extrinsic component of membrane. NCBI's taxonomy places the organism in Eukaryota, Metazoa, Mollusca, Bivalvia, Myida, Myidae. The transcript has 22 exons.
UGCAGUGUCAGGCUUUAGCUGUUACUUCACCUUGACUUUUAUUAGGAGAUUGAUCAACUACACUAUUGUGUGUGGAUUUCCAUAGACAGUAUAUGAAAUGAAGGUACCUGGAAAGAAGCUUCAAUCAAAAGAAUCUGCCAUCGACGAGAAGUGCUGCAAGCCCUACUAUGAGACGCAGAUUUGAGAGUAAAGCAGGCAUAUUAGAAGGCCUUGCGGCGUGGGUGUUGAACACCUAUGUUGGGGAGUAUGUGGAAAACCUAAACACAGACCAGCUCUCUAUUGCUCUGUUGUCAGGUGCUGUUGAAUUAGAAAACUUGCUUCUCAAAACAAAUGCUCUCAGUAAACUUGGACUUCCACUUCAAGUCAAAUCUGGGUUUAUCGGCAAGAUCAAACUACAGAUUCCUGUUCGACGCAUGCACAGUGAACCGUGGGUGAUUUCCAUAGAACGCCUCUACCUUGUGGCCGGACCACUUAUAGAGUACAAGUAUGAUGAAGAAAAAGAAAAAGCAGCGACUGAUGCAAGGAAAACUCAAAUGUUAAAAGCCUUAGAAGACAAAAUGCAGAUUCAGAAGACCUACACUGGGACGUCUUGGUUUUCAUACGGUACAUCUGUACUGGCAAACAUACUGGAGAACUUGCAGCUCAAUGUUAGUGACGUCCAUCUGCGCUAUGAGGAUGCAAUAACGAAUCCCUCCUGUCCAUUUGCGUGUGGAAUUGUCAUCAAAUCAUUGACGGCACAGAGUACAGAUGACUCAUGGACACCGAAGUUUGUAAGUCGCAGUGUGGUCGAUCUAAUGCAUAAAUUGGUGGAUCUGCGGGACUUCUCCAUCUACGUUGACACAAAUACAACACUGGUGGGAGACCUACCUAGGGAUAAGAUGGCGGAUUCCCUUCAGAGAGAGAUGUACAUUUCUUCCAUAACUAAGCAGUUCAAGGACCAUGAAUAUAUCCUUUCACCGGUAUCAGCCAGUGCCAAGAUCAAACGCCACACAACUGCCCUACCCUUGCGGAACCUUGCCUCACCUCGCAAUGCCAUCGACUUUACACUGGAAAACAUGGCCUUCUCUGUGAGCGAAGACCAGUAUCGAAGCAUUGUGUUGCUUCUACGGGAGUUUGAUAAAUAUGAGCAGAGUAAGCACUACAGGAAAUGGAGACCGCAGUGUCAGCUGCAUAAAAAUGCAAAAGUGUGGUGGAAAUUUGCCAUUGAUGCAAAGUUGUGGGAGAUUCAUGAAUGUAACAAACGGCUAACGAAAUCAUUCCUCUCUCAACGAUGCAAAGAUGUCGUGUUAUAUGUGAAACUCUAUACUGCUUAUAUGAAGAAGGAAUUUUUUGAUGCAACAAUGAAGGCAAAGCAAGAGAGAAUCGAAAAAGAAUUUAGUUUUGAUGAGCUUAAAAUACUGAGGGAGCUUGUUUAUAGGAACUUGAGGAUCAAAGCUUCAAAGUCACCUUCUCCUGAACCAGAAAAACCGAAAGCCAAACCACAAUAUGUUGCCCCAUCUCCACCCCUAGAGGAAAAAAGUAUUCUACAACGGUGGUUUCCUGGGUGGGGUGGCUGGUAUGGAGGCAAGGUUGAGGCUCCAGUGCGAGCGAGCAGUGAUGUUGGAACUUCAAAAGUCUUGGUUCAAGGGUCACAGGAUGAUAACGUUAAGGAACCUCCGCCACCAAAGAUCUCUAAGUCUGAGCUCGAGCAAGAACUGGAAGUUGUCAUUGACGAUGUGUUGAGAGGUGGUGAAGAUGACAGAUCAGUUUUGAAACGUGACGUUGUGUUCGCACAAUUAAACUUUUGUCUAAAUACUGGAUCACUGAGAGUGCUGGGAAAUUCGAAUAAAACUCCAACAGGAGACCGGCUAAGCCACAGCAUUAUGAAGCUGGAAGGUUCGGCCAUUAAGAUGAUGUUUGAAUCGCGACCCCGUAGUUCUGGGCUCACAUUUGGGCUCAGUGUUGGCGGUCUCCAGCUAUUGGACAAGAUGACAGAAGGAACAUUGUUCCCAGUUUUAAUUGGCUGUCAGAAAAAGGAGAGAUUUGGCAACAUAAGAUACGGCGGGUUUCAAAGGGGAGCUGGCUUCACUGAAGUUCAUGAGGAGACAGAUAGGAAACUGUUUGAGUUCAAGUAUGAGAAAAACCCACUGGGAACCAGUGCAAACUAUAGGUUCAGAAUUUAUUCAGAGCCACUGGACAUUGUUUACAACAAGCCAGCCUUCAUGAAAGUGAAAGAUGUCUUUUCCUCCCGAAAUACCUACAAGGCCAAGAAAAGUGCACCCACCCUCUCUGAUGCCCGUCGUCAGUAUGAGACACUUAAAAGGCAAACACAGAAGGACAUCAAGAAUACUUUCAGUGAAAUACUUGAAGGAUCAAAGAAGGUUAAAAGAUGGGAAAUAGAGUUGGACGUAGCGGCUCCAUUGAUCAUUCUACCUGAAAUAUUCACAAAUGACAACACAAACAUGAUAGUUGUGGAUCUGGGGCAUAUGAACUGCUACAAUACUCGGAAAGUCACACCAGAGAGUGAGAGCACUGAUACGACCACACAAUGGGAGACAAGCGCUUUUUCAAAAAAGCAAUCUCAAUUUUAUUCAGGAACUGCUUUUAUGUGUAUCUAUAUUUAAACUGCUUCAAUCUUGAGAGUACAAUCCUAUAUUCACAGUAUCAAAAUAUACACAGUUUUUCUCUCUUCUAAACACGGACAAUCUUGGCAGAUGAGUUUUCGACACCAAUGUCAACCCCACCAAAUGAGUUAGAGGAGGACAAAGCACAGACUGCCACUAAUCUAGACACACUGUCCCAGCUUGAACUGACUGAAGAACAGUUCUACAGCA